AUGGCAGCAUCAGCAUCAGCGCAGAAGGUGAUGAGGAGUGCGCCCUCACGGGCACGGGGCACGAUGAAGCGCCUCUUCGCCCUCGACGAGGCACCGCCCCUAGACCAGCUCGCCUUCAUGUGCUCGCAGACGGCGACACGCGAUCAUUACCCUCUCGCAGCCACGGUAGAAAGGAACGUGCCCAUCUACAACCUCCCUCCCUCUUACUCAUCCCUACCGUCCGCGGAGCGCAGCGCCCUGCAAGACGAGUGGUACCGUAUCCUGCACAGCGGACCGGGCGUGUUCGUGACCAAGGGCCUGUUCCGCGACCGCAGCCUGCUGGAGCGGUCCAACAAGGCCUUCUACUCCAUCAUCGAGCGGGAGCGCGCAGGCGGCGUGUCGCAGGGCGAUCACUUUGCCGCCGCGGGGAAGAAUGACCGCAUCUGGAACUCGUUCAGCAAGCACGCCCUCGCCGACCCGGCCUCGUUUGCAGACUACUACGGGAACCCGUUCCUGGGCCUCAUCUCGUCCGCAUGGCUGGGCGGCGGGCACAGGAUCACGGCGCAGGUGAACAAUAUCCGGCCGGGGUCCAAGGCCCAGGUCUGCCACCGGGACUACCACCUCGGCUUCCAGACGGCCGACGGCGCGGCACAGAUACCCAGGGCGAUGCACGUCGCGAGCCAGUUCCUCACGCUCCAGGGCGCCGUGGCGCACGUCGACGUCCCGCCGGAGAGCGGGCCCACGCGGCUGCUGCCCUUCUCGCAGACGUUCGAGCAAGGGUACAUGGCCUACCGCCGGCAGGAGUUCGUCGACUACUUUGACGCGCACUAUGUCGCCCUGCCCAUGGAGCAGGGCGACGGCAUCUUCUUCAACCCGGCGCUCUUCCACGCCGCGGGCGAGAACGUCAGCGCCGGCGUUAACCGCAUGGCCAACCUGCUGCAGAUCAGCAGCCCCUUUGGGAAGCCGAUGGAGUCGGUCGACGCCUUGCCGCUGCUGGACGCGUGCUGGGACGAGAUCGUCGCGAGGCACAGGAGGCAGGGGAGGAGUGAUGCAGUGGAUGCGCUGUUGUGUGCGAUAUUUGAGGGCUAUGCGUUCCCCACCAACCUGGACAACAACCCUCCCCGGCCGGGAGGCCUGGCGCCCGUGUCUGAGCUUGAUGUUGCCAUCAGGGGUUUGGAGGAGGGAUGGAGCAGAGAGAAGCUCGUAAGCGAGUUCAAGACUCAUCGGGACAUGUCACGGCCAUGA
This is a messenger RNA of Diaporthe batatas, 1224 nucleotides long. RefSeq lists its product as uncharacterized. Gene Ontology annotation, molecular function: phytanoyl-CoA dioxygenase activity. Bases 1 to 1224 code for a protein of 407 amino acids. The transcript has a single exon. The record is from RefSeq and is a predicted model, not a curated record. Gene Ontology annotation, biological process: fatty acid alpha-oxidation. Lineage: Eukaryota; Fungi; Ascomycota; Sordariomycetes; Diaporthales; Diaporthaceae.